AUGAAAGACGAAGAAGAGUUGUUAAUUGAUAUUUUAAAUGAAUUUAUAGAAAAUAAUUUAAAUGAAGAUUCUUUUAUCUAUGGAAGAUUAAUAGCAAGAAAUAAAAGUAUAAAUUUUAGUGAGAAUUUACUUAAACAUAAAGAAGAGUUAAAGGCUUUUAUAGAAAAUAAUAAACAUAAACUUGAUAAACCAAAAUAUGACUGGUAA
This is a messenger RNA of Hepatospora eriocheir, 207 nucleotides long. Lineage: Eukaryota; Fungi; Microsporidia; Hepatosporidae. The record is from the annotation of a GenBank genome assembly.